GCUUUUGUCGAGUGCUGCGGUUCAUUGAACUGGUUUUUUCUUUACUUCUGGUUGCUGUCUCCCUCUAGCGGAACAGGUUUACCAACAGCCUCAUCUUUAACUUCUGCUUCUUCUUCUAGUGCUGCGUCGCAGCUGACUGUCGCCAAUUUUUUCAUUCUUUCUCCUUUUCUUUAAUUCGCUGCGCUGUUUUUUUUUCUUGAAUUUAUCAAAGAAGCUGACACAGUGGUUUGCUUGCGAUUCGUGUCACGUUCUUUAGCAGUAGCUCGUCAAUUGAGCGCGAGAUACAGAGAAUGAGAGAGAGCGAGGGGGGAAGAGCAAGCGCUACUCAUAUGUACAUCUACAAUGACCACAGAAAUUCUAAGAUUAUUUACUGCGAGCAAUCGAAGCGAGGAGGCAAAGCGCUUGCAUGGAAUAUUAUAAAAAGGCAAAAGAAAAGGAUUGUGAAACGAAGAAUUUGGAGAAUUCUUGAAAGUUCAAAUUUAGAGGAUUAAAGACAAAAGAGAAUUAAUUUAAUGAGGUUUGCCAUGCAAUCGAAAUCAUGGACUGUGCUUCAUCUAACGCUGCUCAGCCUGCUGCUGGUACUGGACAGCAGUCGUGCCGCCAACAUACUCGUUCUGUUUCCACAUGCGAGCGAGAGUCAUUUUGCUGUGAUGCGCACUUUAGUUGCCGAGCUGGCCAGCAGGGAGCAUAACGUCACUGUCUACAGCGGCCAUGGCCUGAGUGAGCAGUUGGAGCGUGUUGUGGAGCACGUUGUGCAGCCGGAAUUUGACUUUUGGAGCAACUUGCAAGAGCAGGCAGCAGCAGGGGGCAGCUUGCAGGAUUUGGCCCUUUUACCCGACAGCAAACUUCGCAGUUCUUUAGCUGUGGUUGGAGCUCGCGCAGUAGAGCACUUUUUGGUGCAGGCUCCUUUACUGAAGCUGCUGCAGCUGUCUAGUGUGGAGUUCGAGUAUGAUCUAAUCAUUGUCGAUUAUUUCUAUACAGAAGCGCUGCUGGCCCUUGGCUACAAGCAUAAUAAGCCCACAAUUGGCAUAAUAAGCACGGAUUUUGGCAACUAUAUGAACGCAGUGCAAGAGGCUUUGCUGCCCGUCGCCUGUUCGCCUAUAGAUUACGAGACAUAUACAAAGGAUUUGGGUUUCGCGGCACGCUUGGGCAAUAUACGCGAAUGUAUGGCGCGACGUAAACAAUUUUACAACGAACACUACGCGGCACAGGAUAAAAUAAUACGCAAGCAUUUUAAAAUUGCUGUUAACAUACCGGAACUUCAGGCACAUCAUUUGGCUCUAUUGCUGCUUAACAAUCAUGUGCCCCUCUGGACACCACGUCCGUUGCUACCGCAAAUUGUGCCAGCUGGUGGCCUGCAUAUACGCGGACCUCGCGAAUUAAUUUGGAACGUAAAACGCUAUGUGGAGGAGUCUGCCGACGGCAUCAUCUACAUACAGCUGGGUAACGAGCAGCCCUGCGGUCAGCUGCCCGAGCAGAAAUUAAAAAUACUAUUUGAUUUUAUUGGUGCACGCAAGGAGCGUUUUAUAUGGACCUGUCACGAUGUGACUACGCUGCAAGGCCUACCUAAAAAUGUGCUCAUCCAGCAUUCCGUGCCACAGAUUGAUAUACUGGCACAUCCUCGCGUGCGAGCUUUUAUCAUGAAUGGGGAUCUGCUGAGUAUUCAGGAGGGUAUUAUGCGUCAUGUUCCGAUGCUGGGUUUGCCCAACUUCCAGAAUGAACGUAAAAAUAUGCAACUGGCUGUGCAACUGGGCGUCGCGCUGCAGCUGGAUCAGAGCAAUUUUACGAAAGAUGCCCUUAACUGGGCACUGGAUGAACUGACAAAGCAACAGCAUUAUCAGCUAACCAUUCGUGAGGUUUCCAGCGAAUUCCGUGAUAGACCUUUGGGUGCCCUGGCCAAUGCCAUGUUCUGGGUGAACUAUGUAGUGCGGCACAAGGGCGGCACUGCGAUCAGAACACGUGGCAUAGAUAUUGCCUCCAAUCAUUUGCAUCUAUUUGAUUUGUUUGUUUUUUACUUUGGUUUGGCAACUACUAUUUGUGCCGUAUUGAUAGCCACCUACUUUGGGGUCGCUUAUGCACUGCAAAGAAAACGUAAUGACCUAAAAUUAUCAAAAUUAAGUUAAAUUGUUGCUCCAAUUAAAUAAAAGCU
Messenger RNA from Drosophila hydei, 2149 nucleotides. RefSeq names its product UDP-glucuronosyltransferase (gene Ugt317A1). Bases 513 to 2123 code for a protein of 536 amino acids. NCBI's taxonomy places the organism in Eukaryota, Metazoa, Arthropoda, Insecta, Diptera, Drosophilidae. The record is from RefSeq and is a predicted model, not a curated record. Gene Ontology annotation, molecular function: UDP-glycosyltransferase activity. The transcript is spliced from 6 exons.